GGUGUUUGAGUUCGACUUUAAUGGCGUGAAAUUUGAACAACUUUUGUCCCCCUUUCCCAACUUUACUUGUUUUUCCUCUUUUAUAAUAAUCCAACGCGAAGUGUCAGCACUGCCCUUCUCUAACGUACGCUCUAGUCCUUCUUAACCAAAGCCUCCCGAGAUUCACUCCUCUGCUCUGGAAGCACGAGCAGGUCAGCUUCGCCUCUGUGCUGACGGUGGCGCCAACCGUUUGUACGAUGAAAUGCCUCUUUUGUUCCCUCUGGAAGAUGCCUCUGAUGUUCGAUGCAGAUACAAACCGGAUGUAAUUAAAGGAGAUAUGGAUUCAAUACGAACGGAAGUACUUGACUUUUACAUGAGCCUAGGAACAAAGAUUAUUGAUAAAUCUCAUGAUCAAGACACCACGGAUCUUCAUAAAUGUGUAACAUACAUUCGCGACGUUGCUCCCAAUUUGGAUAAGUCUAAUCUUUGCAUUCUUGUUGCUGGAGCACUUGGUGGACGAUUUGACCAUGAGAUGGGAAACCUAAAUGUCAUUUGUCGUUUCUCAUCCCUGCGAAUAGUCCUUUUAUCUGAUGAUAGUCUCAUCCAUCUUCUUCCAAGGACUCACCGUCAUGAGAUACAUAUUCAAACUUCUGUUGAGGGCCCACACUGUGGACUCAUCCCACUUGGGAUGCCAUCAACGAGUAGUACAACAACUGGGCUUCAGUGGGAUCUGAAUAACACAGAGAUGAGAUUUGGUGGUCUAAUAAGCACAUCGAAUAUAGUUACAGGAGAUAAAGUUAUGGUGCAAUCUGAUUCUGAUCUUCUUUGGACCAUUUCCAUUAAGAAGUUGUAGCCUCUAUAUGUGUUUUCAUGAGCAGCUUAGGCUGCAGAUUUCACAUUUUGUAAACCUAGGAUCACUUUGCUCCCUUCUGAUUCUUAUGCCUAUAAUAUAUCUGGAUUGUUUCUAGGUUGGGACAAUGUUCAAAUAAAAACCGUACCAUGACACCACUCAUUAUCUCCUUUAUGAUUCUUUUGCAGUAUUAUUCUACCAUACCAUUGUAAAUUUAGAGGUCCAGUUAGAAAUACGAAGAUCUUAUAUCCAAGUGUUGGUCACUUAUUUGUAAGCUUCAGUUUGGUUCUAUAUUAUUUAUUUAUGAAUGGUUGGGUUGUUGAUGAUGAUGGUGUACGUCAUUUCGAAAGGUUGUUGGCCAGGCAGCAGUGAUGAAAAG
Molecule: messenger RNA, 1208 nt
Organism: Durio zibethinus
Lineage: Eukaryota; Viridiplantae; Streptophyta; Magnoliopsida; Malvales; Malvaceae
Source: RefSeq, a predicted model, not a curated record